Molecule: messenger RNA, 1261 nt
Organism: Setaria italica (foxtail millet)
Lineage: Eukaryota; Viridiplantae; Streptophyta; Magnoliopsida; Poales; Poaceae
Exons: 1
Coding region: 281-976 (231 amino acids)
Source: RefSeq, a predicted model, not a curated record
AUUUUUAUGGGAUUGUAGCUGCACGAACAUCGCAUGGCCUAACUGAACUUCCAACCAGAUCGAUCAGCUAGGCACUCUGUUGUAGGUGGUCAACGGCCAACCAGCUUCGUGCAACAAGCAGCAGCAGCUAGGAGGCGAGUAGGAGGCCUCACUCUCGAGCACGCCCUUCUCCUGACAGGUCCCCUACAAACCCCUACCUAAAACCUCGCCGCGGCGUCCUAUACAUACGGCCUCCGGAGGCUCUCCGGCCAAGAAACCAACCCACACAGAGAGUCCGGCAAUGGCCCACCACCACCGUCGCUGCCGCCCCGUCAUGACCGUCGCUGCGGCGCUCUGCCUCGUCGUCCUCACGCUCGGCGGGAGGUGCGGGGCCGCGGCGAGGCCGCUGAGGCGCCUGCACGCGGCGGAGGGGAGCACGGAGCCGGCGUUGGCGUCGGAGGCGGCAGAGGCGGUGCUCGACGUGGCGGCAGCGGAGGCGCCGGAGGCCGCCGCCAUGUUGGCCGCAGGAGGCGGCGGCGAGGGCCAGGGCGGCCUCGGCGAGGGAAAGUGGCUCCCGCUGCCGAUGCCGAUGCCGAUGUCCAUGCCGGCGGCGAGCGCGCUGGCGGGCGGGCUGCGGUUCCCGCCGCUGCCGGUGUCGUUCCCGCUGGCCGGCGCGUCCAUGCCGUGGCUCCCCGGCGCGCCGCCCGCGUUCGCGGGGGUGCCGGCGCUCGUGCCCCCCUACGUGGGCGCCACGCGGCAGGAGCAGCUCAGCCUGUGGGCGUCGCUGUUCAACCCGUUCCAGGUCAGGCCGAGGCUGCCGGGCGCCCUCGGCGGCGAGACGACGACCGCGGGCGCCGUCGAGCGCGGCGGCCCGGCCAUCGCCGGCGCCGGGAAGGCCGCCGAGGGGGAGACCAUGGACGUGCCCGCCGCCGGCGCCGUCCAGGUCCCCGAGCCCAAGUGGGGUGUCUUCCUGGGCAACAUCGAUCGCCGCAACUAGCCAUGUGGCGAGAUAAGCCAACUAGCUUAGUAUAGAUGAAAACUGGAAGGCUUUUUGAAAAAUCAAACUAUACAUUCUUCUUUUUGGAAAAUGUUAGUAGCACACUGAACUUUUUGCAAGUUUGAGCAAAAUGUUUGUAUCAAGGACCAGUCAAGAGUUAAGAGGAAGCUUGUUUGCAUAUUCAUUUCCUCAAUGUUUUAUAAACUUGGUAUGCCUGAAUGCAGCUUCAAAUGGUUAGGUCGUCUGUGCUUUCCAAGCAAUUCAGCAGCAAAAGAAUUGACAUCA